Acanthopagrus latus (yellowfin seabream) is the source of this 5909-nucleotide messenger RNA. Its product is annotated as adenylate cyclase type 1-like. The transcript has 20 exons. Gene Ontology annotation, cellular component: plasma membrane. Gene Ontology annotation, molecular function: adenylate cyclase activity. Lineage: Eukaryota; Metazoa; Chordata; Actinopteri; Spariformes; Sparidae. Bases 279 to 3656 code for a protein of 1125 amino acids. The record is from RefSeq and is a predicted model, not a curated record. Gene Ontology annotation, biological process: intracellular signal transduction; cAMP biosynthetic process; adenylate cyclase-activating G protein-coupled receptor signaling pathway.
UGAGAGAGAGCGAGAGAGAGAGAGAGAGAGAGAGAGAGAGGGAGAGAGAGAGAGAGAGCUGCACAUUGGUCGGGCUACUUUCCUGACGACACACCAACAGCCGUCAACCUGUGGAGAGGGCGCGCACGGUGCUGCUGCCUCCUCUCUGCCACCCUCUCCCCUCUGACACCGAGCCCCGUAGCCUCCAGGACGCAUGAACUGGGAGAGGGUGCCGGUUCGAUUCCCGACGGAGGAGAGGAAAGCGAAAAGUUGAGGGGCUCGCGCGCCAUCCCCGCUUCAUGAAUGGCCGGAACAUGGAGGAGGCGCCAUUCGAAAGAGUCAAGACCCGGCGGAGAAAGGGUCACUGCCCGGCCGGUGCGCGGCUGGGUGCCAUCGCCUGCGAGGACGAGUUCAACAGCCAGGAGCUCGAGGCUCUCUUCCAGAACUACAACCUGAAGCUGGAGCAGACCGCCACCCUCAAGGCGCUGGCGGUGCUCAUCGUGGCCGCGUCGUCGCUGUCCCUGGUGGAGCUGCUGUCCAGCCCGCGCCUCACCUUGUCCAAGGGCUCCUACCCGGUGCACUGCGUGGUGUUCCUGUCGCUGUUCAUCGUCACCAACGUCAAGUACCUGCAGGUGACGCAGCUGCAGCAGAUCGCGAAGCUGGCGCUGCUCUUCAGCUUCACCUUUGCGCUGCUCUGCUGCCCGUUCCCGCUGGCGCUCGGCACGUCGGAGCUGGUGAGCGCCGCUGCCCCUGAGCAAGGCGUGUGGCAGCUCAUGCUGGUCACCCUCGUGGCUUACGUGCUGCUGCCGGUGCGGACGCUGCUGGCCGUGCUGUUCGGGGUGAUGCUGGCUGCAUCCCACUUCAUUGUCAUAGCGACGUCGGUCACGGGGCGGAAACAGUGGCUGUGGAGACCGCUGGUGGCCAACGCGGUGCUGUUUACCAGCGUCAACUUGUCGGGGGUGUUUGUGAGGAUUCUCACCGAGCGCACCCAGAGGAAAGUCUUCCUGCAAGCCCGCAACUGCAUCGAGGAGAGGCUGCGACUGGAGGAUGAGAACGAGAAACAGGAACGUCUGCUAAUGAGCCUACUGCCCAGGAAUGUUGCCAUGGAGAUGAAGGAGGACUUCCUGAAGCCGCCUGAGCGGAUCUUUCACAAGAUCUACAUCCAGCGUCAUGACAAUGUCAGCAUCCUGUUUGCAGAUAUCGUGGGUUUCACCAGCUUGGCUUCUCAGUGCACUGCUCAGGAACUCGUCAAACUGCUCAACGAACUCUUCGGGAAGUUUGAUGAGCUGGCCACAGAAAAUCACUGCAGGAGGAUAAAGAUCUUGGGGGACUGUUACUACUGUGUGUCGGGACUGACCCAACCCAAGGCAGACCAUGCCCACUGCUGUGUGGAAAUGGGCCUCGACAUGAUUGACACGAUUGCGUCGGUGGUGGAGGCGACAGAGGUGGAUCUGAACAUGCGUGUUGGUCUGCACACAGGACGGGUGCUGUGUGGCGUGCUGGGCCUCAGGAAAUGGCAGUAUGACGUCUGGUCAAACGAUGUCACACUGGCGAAUGUGAUGGAGGCCGGAGGGCUGCCAGGCAAGGUGCACAUCACAAGGACCACCCUGGAGUGUCUGAAUGGAGACUACGAGGUGGAACCGGGCUUCGGCCACGAGAGACACGCCUUCCUCCAGAAACAUCACAUAGAGACAUAUUUCAUCGUGCCAUCACACAGACGCAAGAUCUUUCCAGGUCUUAUUCUAUCAGACAUCAAACCAGCCAAGAGGAUGAAGUUUAAGACAGUGUGCUACCUGCUAGUGCAGCUGAUGCACUGUAGGAAGAUGUUCAAGGCCGAGAUCCCCUUCUCCAACGUCAUGACCUGUGAGGAUGACGACAAGCGGAGAGCCCUGCGGACUGCGUCGGAGAAGCUGAGGAGUCGGACGUCCUUCUCAGCCACCACCGUGCAGCAUUCGCCAGGAACGCGAGUCAACCGCUACAUCGGGCGGCUCAUCGAAGCGCGGCAGACCGAGUCAGAGACAACAGACCUCAACUUCAUCACCCUGUUCUACAGGAGCAGAGAGAGAGAGCGCAGAUAUCACCAGGUGUAUGAUGACCAUUUCAUCAGUGCGGUGGUUCUCUCUCUGAUCCUCGCUGCUCUGUUUGGCCUUAUCUAUUUGCUCAUGAUCCCACAGGGGAUGCUGGUGCUGCUGCUGCUGGUGCUGUGUGUGUGUUUCCACGUGGCCUGUGUCAUGUACCUGCAUCUCACCAGUGUUCAGUGCCAACCAGGCUGCCUCACCAUCCAGAUCCGAACGGUGCUCUGCAUAUUCCUCGUUCUGCUCACCUACUCUGUGACCCAGGCCUGUGUGGUAAGUGUGUCGGUGGGAUGUGUUCCUUGGGGGCGAGUUGGGACAAACUCCAAUGACUCAGUGGAGGACGUCCCUGCCGAUGACAACAGCACAGGAGUGGACAGAGCUUGUCCCAACAUGGCGUACGCCCUGCUGUCCUGUGUGGCCGGCACCCUCACUCUCGUCCCCUACCUCCGCGUAUCCUCGCUCCCCAAGAUCCUCUUGCUCCUCCUCCUCUCUGUCACUUACACCGUUGUCAUGGAGACCAGCGGCUAUCGGCAAGCUGUCGGAGGAGGGUUUCUCCACACUCAGGGGUAUGAUCCUGUGUUGGCAGUCUUAUUGUUUUCUGGAGCUCUGGCUCUUCACUCUCGACAGCUGGACCUGAAGCUGAGGCUCGACUACCUGUGGGCAACUCAGGCGGAGGAGGAGAGAGACGACAUGGAGAAGGUGAAGCUGGACAACAAGAGGAUCCUGUUCAACCUGCUGCCGGCUCAUGUGGCUCAGCACUUCCUCAUGUCAAAUCCCAGGAACAUGGACCUGUACUACCAGUCCUAUGCUCAGGUCGGUGUGUUGUUCGCCUCCAUCGCCAACUUCAAUGACUUUUACAUCGAGCUGGAUGGAAACAACAUGGGUGUCGAGUGUCUCCGGCUGCUCAAUGAGAUCAUUGCUGACUUUGAUGAGCUGAUGGACAAAGAGUGCUACAGGGAUAUUGAGAAAAUCAAGACCAUUGGCAGCACAUACAUGGCUGCAGUAGGGCUGGUUCCUACAACUGCCUCCAAGGUGAAGAAGUCCAUCACCUCACAUUUAUGCACAGUGUCAGAUUUUGCCAUCGAGAUGUUUGAUGUCCUGGAUGCCAUCAACUACCAGUCUUACAACGACUUUGUCCUGAGAGUGGGUAUCAAUGUUGGACCGGUGGUUGCAGGAGUGAUUGGAGCUAGAAGACCUCAGUACGACAUCUGGGGAAACACGGUGAACGUGGCGAGCAGGAUGGACAGCACCGGAGUACAAGGAAAGAUACAGGUGACCGAGGACGUCCAUCGCCUCAUCGCAGACUACUAUAACUUUGUCUGCCGUGGCCAGGUCAGUGUGAAGGGCAAAGGUCAGAUGCUCACAUACUUCCUGGAGGGGCGCAGACAGGGCAGCGUGGUGUCUCAGGGCCAGAAGCAGCCCGGCAAUGCCGAGCGGCGUUCGAGCGCGUUCACCCACGGCAGCGUGUGCACCAGGCUGAGCCCCGCCCCCACGGUGACCACCUACGCCACCAUCAGGACCCCGAGCGUGAGCAUGACCAAGCCGACCACCUCCACCAGCACCACCAGGUACCUGCCGUCUGUCCCCACGGUAAUGGUGUGACAGAUGCUGUCUCCAUGGUGACUGUGAAAAGCUAUAAAACGAGAGUGGAUGUAGGGAGAGAACAACAACAUGGCAGCAGCAGAGAGAGUUUGUGAAAAGAGGAAACAGUAGAGGCGUUCUCCACUCUUCUACUGUCAGCGGGAGACUGAUCAUCUAGGGAGAGGCCUGCAUGGACUCAGGCCUGGAGUCAGAGGCGGCCUCGGACCCGCGGACUCUCCCUCCACACUCGAGGUCUGUUUGUUGUCUCACACGGCGGGGUGUCGUGAACAGGAUACAGGAUGCUUUAGCCACGUUGCUUCGUGUCGACACCCAAAACUGUGUCCACAACGACAAUAAACUCAAUGAAAAAAUAAAAACACAUCGCAGUGCACGAUAGUGUAGCACGCAAGCUUCUCUUAACCACCGCAUCCGGAAAUUCCUUUCACAACUUAGCUGACCCGUUUUCUCUCAGUGUGAAACCAAGCCAGUGCUGCUGCCUUUGCGACCACUCCUCACAAUGAGUUUCUUGCCAUUUCUUUUGUUGCCUUUUUUUUUAGAUCCUUUAUUGGAUGGAUGAAUUAAUCGCAGGAGAGAUUUUUAAAGCCAAAUGUACAAUUGUAAAAGGCAGUUACUGGUAUCAGCUUGCCAAAACGCAACAGGGCAUUGCCUUCAAUCAUUUCCAGGUCGGUGACCGUUUCUGCCCCCUUCACUUUUACCUUUUGAACGGCACAUGAGCUAGACUCUUGAUUCCCUGAGCCGAGCUGCUCUUUAAGUGCAUGAUGCCACUGCUGCAUUCCAGUCAUGUUUGCUGUCUGUUUCCCUGUGAUGCUUGACUUCCAGAUUCUUCCUCGUCAAAGUGUAGCAAUAAAGCGGUUUGUCUCCUAUCUCAGCCUAUCCACCCUUUGCAUGCUGUAGCCAGCUGGAUCCUAUUUUGACCUGAUAGUGUAUGUAGCCAAUAGAGUGUGCGUAGCUAGCCACACCAGUCUGUAUCUCUGUGGAGUUGAAGCAUGACUUAGAAAACUUAUUUUCUGUAUUGUGCGAGUGUGACUUCCUUCCUCAUGGAGUUAUAUUUAAAAAACGAUUUUUCUGCGUGCUUGUUUAUUAUUAAGAAAUAUUUUCUAUGAUUAAAAAUAUUCUGUUUUACUAUUUUUAUGAACUUAAAGCUGCUUUGGUAAGGGAUAAGAAAAACUGCUAUUCACGAGGAGACACCCAAACCUCUGAGUCUGGCUUCCUCGUACAAAUCCAGAUGAUUUAUUUUAUGGUAUAGCAUGCUACUCACAGUACGGCUUACCACAGCCAUUAACUCUCCUCUAAUCUGUUCUAGCAUGCACUGCCUGCAAGCCUGUGGCUCUUACAUGCAUGCUUUGAUGAAACAUUAAUACAGGCUGAGCAGCAGACACACAGUGACUCUGUUUUAAUGUAGUCCUCAUGCAUGCGCUCAACGGUAGCGGUCCUCUUGAAUGUAAGGUGCUUUUUUGACUCGUGUCUUCUUCUUCUUCAUGAGUUUUGGUGUGCAAAACCUUUUUCGAGGACAUUUUUUCAGGACGGUUCGACAUCAGGCCGGGGGUUCCUCCUCCUCCCCGCUCCUGCUGUAGUCAACAGGUAGCCGGUUUUCAAAUGUGCCAACCUAUUUUCAUAAACAUAUCAGACUUUUCUUGUUGAGCUGUAGCACAACUUGAAUGUGUGGCUACGGUUAUUUGUGGAUUUUCCUUUUUGUUGGAUGCCUGUAUUUUUACUGUUUGAGCUGUUUCCUUAACAGUUUUAUAACUCAAAAUGAUGGCAAGUGUUGAUUUUGGAGAGAUUUAUUUGGACACCAUAACCUGACUGAAAUGACGUUGUUGUACUUCUUAUCAUAUUUAAAAUAGAUUUUAAGGUCUAUAUAGUAGCUCAAAUGCUUACUUUGAGUUUCUAAGAGAUUAAAAAUGAGGAUUUUUAUACAGUUGCUUUAAACAGUCGACAGAGAGUUGAUGGAAAGGGGUUAUGUAAAAUGUUUUUCCUGUAAAUUAGAUAUUUUCAUACUGUAUGAUACGGGUUUCAAUUGUUAUAUGUAGGUAUUACUAGCUAUUAUUGUACAUUGUAGAGUCUUUUUCAGAGAUAUAUUAUGAAUGAUCCAAUAUUUGUCAAGUUCUUUUGUUGAAGAUGUAUUUAUUGAGAUGUUUCAUGUGAAUGUAAAUUUUGUUAAAGAUGAUAUUUUAUACUAAGUGUUUGCACUGCGAUGAUAUUGACGUAUUAAGGUUCUAAAAAUAAAGCCAGCAGGGGACGACUCUCCUGGAG